AUGAUAUUAGCCUUGCUUUUGCUUGGUCAUGUUGUAAGGGCCGAUAUAUUCGAUAAUAUCAGUCUAGAAAAGGUUCUAGGCGAAGGCCUGAAGAGUGACAAUGGUGAGCAGCCUGGGGCUAAUAAUGCUUCAUUGUCCCAGGCACCAAAGGAAGAGAAAAUGUCUUCAACUCUUGCUGGGGCCUCGCUUUCCUCCUCGUAUAGUAUACCAAGUCAAGCUUCGAUAUCCUCAAUAUCGACAGUAGCCUCGGGAAAGAAGAAUGGAGAAGAAACUCCGAUUAUCAUAAUAACCCAAGAGAAUUCAAAAGACAAAGGAGGAAAAGAGCAAGAAGAAAGGAUAGCCAGUAUUGUGAGGAAUGCGAUUUCGGGCAAUAAGACCAAAUCAGGGCUGACGAUGAAAAGUGAGACAGUAGAAGAAAAUGAAGGGUCUACUAACAACGGUGAAUUUAGGGAAGGACAGGAUAAAGAGGUCAAAUCUAAGCCAAACACCAUCAACAACUCUCUUUCCCCCAUCAUGGCAAAGGCUGUUGGAAAUAGUAGUAACUUGGAAGAUUCUUAUUGGACAACGAUUAUUGUUGAUAACAAGCUAAGGAAGGUUAAGGUUAAUGUUAAGGUCAUGACUGUUGUGGAGAGUAUCGAUGAUGCAAUAAAGUGCUCUUCUAAGGAAGGAGAUGCAAAAGAAAAGGAAAAGAAAUUCAACUUCUGGAGCAAGUCUGAAGAAAAGUCUAAAGGUGGAGACAUCCCUACUACUGUUUCUGUUCCUUCUAGCAAAGAGAAGGAUUCAAGGAAAACAACAUCUCAGAGCAUUAAGACUUCUGCAAAGGAUAGGAGUAGUGAUGCGAAAGAAAAGAGGACAGUAGAAGUUUCAAAACCUAUUGAACCUGAACUGGCUUCGUCCUCUAUUUCACCUGGAAAAGGUAUCGAAUCCAAAAAAGAGUCGGAAAGUGCAAGUAAAUCCAUAAGGCCCAGUGUCUCUAGUAUGUCUGAGGGUUCAGGAACCUCAAAGAAGAGUGGUAAGGACGAAUCUACCAGUUCGAAGCAUAGUAAGUUUGUAGGGUCUACAAAAUCAUCUUCUGGGGUAUCUACCAAAGGUAAAGGUACAGAAAGUAAGAGUGUUGAAACUGCCACAAAAGAGAAGAGUAAGAAACAGGAAUCUAUGACAACAUCACUUUCAAGCCGUGCUUCACAAGGGCUAUCCACCGUGGCUAGUGUAAUAUCUCCAAAGAAUAAGAAGAAAACUUCAUCUUCCAAGGAGGGCACAAGUACAACAUCUACAUCUAAGAUGCCAACUUCUAUUAUAUCCCAUGGUUCGAAGAAAUCAAAGGGAACAUCAAAAGAUACUAAGGACAUAACCACUUCAAAGUCAGAAAAGGAAGGCAAGUCAGGGUCGGAAAAGAAGGAAGCCAAUCCUGAGAUGAAUGAGCUUUUCUAUGUUCUUAAAAACAUGCCUGGGAAGGCCAGCAUUAGCGACCCUGAAGGAAAGAUGUUUGUGGAGGGGAACUUUGUCGCACUAAAAGAAGAGAAAUUGAAGGACAAGAAGUUUAAAUUCUCUGGUUACAUUCAAGCAGCACAUACUUAA
Encephalitozoon romaleae SJ-2008 is the source of this 1578-nucleotide messenger RNA. RefSeq lists its product as hypothetical. The record is from RefSeq and is a predicted model, not a curated record. Bases 1 to 1578 code for a protein of 525 amino acids. The transcript has a single exon. Lineage: Eukaryota; Fungi; Microsporidia; Unikaryonidae.